AUGAACUCUUCUUAUCAAAUUCCUACCUCCACAUUCGCAUCUUCCUACUAUCAUUCUUUCAAAGAGGGUACCAAAGAAAUUAAGCCGGUAUCUCUACGUCGUUGCGAUGAUGACUUCCUUACUGUCAUUGGAUUGUAUGAUGGCUUUUGGAAAACAGUCCCAGAAAACCCAGAACACAACUUUGCACACUCACACGGUGGUACAGCCAAGAAGCUAUACGGUUCAGGUGGCUUUUCAAAUGCCAUUCAAAUCUCGGAUAAAGGAGUUGCAAAGAUUCCGCGGAUAUUUCCAGGGAGCGACCAAUUCGACGAAAAAAGAUUCUACCGUGAUCUUAUCACCGAAUUACGAAUUUGUCUCUGGGAACCCAUGCGAGAUCAUCCAAAUAUCAUAAAUCUAGAGGAUAUACAGUGGUUCCCAGGGCCGCAUCCAUCUAUAGAAAAUAACUGGAAUUAUAUGUGGCCCACCCCCGAGUUCGAAGCGGCGGAAGGACCUCUUUCAGGAUUAUUGCGUGGAAAUCCAGGAAUCCCGUUUGUGCAGAAGAUAGCUCUUUUAUUUGACAUAGCUAAAGCUCUUGAUUGCCUUCACCAGCACGGUGUAGUUCAUUCUGAUAUUAAGCCUGACAAUAUCUUUAUAUUUUCCGGUUCUCAGCGCAAGUACAUCGCAAAGGUCGCUGAUUUCGGCUGCUCAACGAUCCUCAAGCAGGAAGAAACUCAUGGGUAUCUGUCAGGAGGGACGAAGUCUUGGAGUGCUCCUGAGGCAGGUGAACGACUAACCCAGGAAGAACUGUGUAAAACUGAUCUUUUCUCUUUUGGCUUGGUGGUGUGGUAUAUCCUCACUGAUGGUCACGGGCCAUUCAAAUGGCUCGAAUCUUUGUGCAAUAACGCGUCUCUUACACAUGAGGAUAUUUCGAGUUUAAAGGAAGACGGCUGCUUCCUCCCACUUUCGCUGGAAUCCUUGUCAGAGCUGCCGCUAUCAGAGUUUGAGAUAUAUCUCGCCACCGAGGUCUUAACUGCUACUCUAUGUCCGAAAGAGACUAGAACCAUCUUGCGGAAAGCAACUAUCGACGACCGACUACGGGGACAGAUUUUCCACAGCAUCAAAAAUAUAUCUGCUUCCAACCAUAACGCAGUCGAUGAAUUUACUCCGGGAUCUCUUUCAUGGCAGCUUUUCCUAUGCUAUUAUCACGGUUUUGGGACGCCGAGGGAUUACAAUAAUGCCAUGUCUGCACUGAUUCAAGCUUGCGGAUCUGGCCACGUUGAGGCACGAGGCAUAGUGGUUCAGUUUCAUCAGGCUCAUGGCGCUGAGUGUCCUCUAGAUCUUCCGGUGGUUCUCUGGCUAGAGGAACACGUCCAAAAUAAUAACUUCGGGGCAUGCAAAGCAUUAAAGUCCUUAUAUCCCGAAUCUUAUGAACGGAUUAUCCGAAAAGCGCAGAACACGAUAAAAUCAUGUGAUGGUUGUAUAUUUCCAGGAGGAGAUCACAAUAUAUGCGACUAUGCUCAAUUUGCAGAAGGGGUACUUGCCUUCGUCCAAGCUAUCCUUACUGACUAUGAUCCUGACUCAGAGAGUCUGAUCAGAGAUGUGGAUCGGGACCUUGGAAUGAUCACUGGAAACCGGAUCAUCCACUUUGCAGCAGCGACUGGUAUGGAAGCACUUGUCAAAGGCCUUAUCGAUAACGGUCUUUGUGAAUGGCAAGUCAAAAACAAAACCGGACUGACACCUCUGUGUCUUGCCUUCCGGAACGGUCAUCGUAACACUGCUCUUCUAUUGUUGUCUCAAAUGCCUCCUUACUCCCAGGGGAAUGCCCUCAUAUAUCCGGUACCCGUAUUUGAGAGGCUUUGCCUCCAGGAACUCCCUUCGUUCAAGCCAGAAGACGUCCUAGAUGUUGCUACUCAGGCUAUCAAGAAGAUUCCGGGCGCUGCAACAAAUCCAGCUCCUUUAGGUGGAAUGCCUUGUGACCCCAUGAUGAAAUCUAUAUUACGGAAUAGCCUCGAGAGUGUUCGAGUGUUGUUGCAGUUAGGUGGGCGCAAUACUAUAGAGCACAUGAACACUGCUGCAGAACUUCUUUGUGGUGAUAUCCUCUACCUUCUUAUGUGGGAUCAUGCCGAUAAAGGACACAAGCUCAGCGUCUCCGAGCUUGCACAAAUUUACCUGGUCAUAGGAACGAAAUCUGACCCGUUAGAUAUCAUACAAAGAAACGGGUUUGAGCACAAUUAUACAAUAAUCCGCACAUUUGAGGCAAUCGACUACUUCAUUCAGCUCUGGUACCCUGAUAUCCGUCUUGGAAUGCAGAAGGUAGGAUUUACAGCCCUAUGUGUAUACCGAAGGCACGACAUCAUUCAGCUAGUUCUCGAUCCAUUCUUCACCGACUGUCUUUUUGCAACAUCUGAUGAUACUUACCCUCCUCUCUGGUGGGCAAUGCGGCUGGGUGACAUGGAAUGCUUCUCCCUCCUACUCGACUACGGAGCAGCAACAUGUGACGACGUAGCCGUCGUAUUUGCAAAAUCGGUCAAAGUGUCGAACCCCUUCUUUGUUGCAGAGCUCAUAAAACACGGGUGUCUCCUGAGCGAUAGAGAGUUGUUGCAAUAUGGCGAUGCUGGUAUUGGUGUGAACCUCCCAUCUAGAAUGAUAUAUCUCACACCUUUUGAAACUGCCCUCACAGUUGACUGCUUCGACACUGCUGCUCAGCUAUAUCGAGAUACGGGACGACAUGUUGGGUUGGAUUGGGACGAGUUUCUUAGAGUCCUUAUUACGGGAAGUCAGCACAGCGGGCUUAGCAAGCUCGACUUUCUCCUUCACUUUUACGAGCAAGAAAAGUUGGUGGUACUGCCUCCUUGUCAAGGUGGUACCGUACUUCACCGCAUCCAAAACUUCUGGAGUGUAGAGCCAGAGGAACGAAGUGGAGAAAUUCGAAGAUAUAUCAUCCAAGUCGUUAGAAGACUCUCCCAUCUAGUCAACACCCGGAGUUGCUAUGGUGGAACCCCAAUAUUUGGCGCAGCAAUUCAUCAUAAUGUUCUUCUCGUCGAGGCACUCAUUGAUUCAGGCACCGAUCUUGAUAUCAAGGACAAUAAAGGGUACACUGUUCUUGACAUUAUCAUGAUACACCGAAUCUGGGAGGUUCUCAGGGCCAACCCAAGUGGUCCGACUCCACCACGAAACGAUAAGAAGCCAGUGAAGGGAUGGGCAGACCGCAUAAUUGGUUCCAGCUCAUGGGCUGAUUCAGAUCUUGGUAUGGGUAUGAGGUGUGGCCCUGAUGAUUUUCUGUUCAACACCUAUAGAGGCGAUGCAUAUGACCAACGGUUAGACAAAAUAUAUGCCAUGAUUAAAGCAGCUGGUGGAUCAAGUACCGUCAACGGAUCGUACUCAGAUGUAACAAGCCUUGAGAGGUGGACUCAGUUCUGGGUACGAAGAAACAGGGAGCGUGCUUCGGGUGAUCUGUGCGUUGACAGUGAUGAAUUUGACCUAAUGACUCGCUUUGUUCGGCUUUGGGGGCCCCGGUGGGAAGUUGAACUAGGAGGCGGGGUUUUUAUGGAGUUUGUCGUUGACCAGGCUUAUUGCGAGGGAAUUUUUGAAAGUUACGUUGGCAUGCUUGAUCCGGGUGAGUUGGGGACUAAGAGAGGUUUAGUGAUGCUAAACCGAGCUUAG
Messenger RNA from Morchella importuna, 3642 nucleotides. RefSeq lists its product as uncharacterized. Gene Ontology annotation, molecular function: protein binding; protein kinase activity; ATP binding. NCBI's taxonomy places the organism in Eukaryota, Fungi, Ascomycota, Pezizomycetes, Pezizales, Morchellaceae. The coding region runs from base 1 to 3642 and encodes 1213 amino acids. The transcript has 2 exons. The record is from RefSeq and is a predicted model, not a curated record. Gene Ontology annotation, cellular component: cytoplasm. Gene Ontology annotation, biological process: signal transduction; protein phosphorylation.